Messenger RNA from Rhincodon typus (whale shark), 537 nucleotides. RefSeq names its product ferritin heavy chain B-like. The transcript has 3 exons. The annotation marks the transcript as partial. Gene Ontology annotation, cellular component: cytoplasm. Gene Ontology annotation, molecular function: ferrous iron binding; ferric iron binding. The record is from RefSeq and is a predicted model, not a curated record. Gene Ontology annotation, biological process: intracellular iron ion homeostasis; iron ion transport. Lineage: Eukaryota; Metazoa; Chordata; Chondrichthyes; Orectolobiformes; Rhincodontidae.
UCCUUUUACUUUGACCGGGAUGAUGUUGCCCUGCGUCACUUCGCUGAGUUCUUCAAGGAGGAGUCCCACGAGGAACGGGAACACACUGAGAAACUGAUAGCAUUCCAGAAUAAACGUGGAGGCCGAGUCCUCCUGCAGGACGUCAAGAAGCCAGAGCAGGAUGAGUGGGGCAGUGGUCUGGAGGCAAUGCAGAGAGCUCUGCAGAUGGAGAAGGAUGUGAACCAGAGUCUGCUGGAUCUGCACAAACUCGCCUCUGGCAACACAGACCCUCAUCUGUGUGACUUCCUGGAGAGGAACUACUUGGAUGAGCAAGUGAAGAUGAUCAAGAAGCUGGGAGAUCACAUCACCAACCUGAAGAGACUGGGAGCCCCUGAGAAUGGCAUGGGAGAGUACCUGUUUGACAGGCUCACCCUGGGGGAGAGUGACUGAACUGGCUACAGGGAGCAAGCUUGUUGCCAUGUGUAUAAAUGGGAGACCUGUAGAGACUUCUCCUUUUGUAGAAGCAGCUCAUUGUCCUGUACCAAGUGUAAAUAAACU